This is a messenger RNA of Purpureocillium takamizusanense, 2422 nucleotides long. RefSeq names its product RNA polymerase-associated protein rtf1 (gene RTF1). NCBI's taxonomy places the organism in Eukaryota, Fungi, Ascomycota, Sordariomycetes, Hypocreales, Ophiocordycipitaceae. Gene Ontology annotation, cellular component: Cdc73/Paf1 complex. Gene Ontology annotation, molecular function: RNA polymerase II C-terminal domain phosphoserine binding; DNA binding. The record is from RefSeq and is a predicted model, not a curated record. The transcript has 4 exons. The coding region runs from base 337 to 2130 and encodes 597 amino acids.
CACGGACACAGAGCAACAGCCCGCUCCGCUGGAGAGCGCAACUCGGCCUCGCCUUCGCCCCCAGCACACUUCACUUCUUCGCUUGUCGCGUCACUUGCUCGCCCACGCCCUCCCGCGCCCUCUAUCCCUUCCGACGCAAAAGCCUUCACGACUGCCUUUCGCUCGCAGAAAGCCCUCUUCGAGCAGCUGCUUGCGGUGAUCAUCAAGCCGGCCGGGACGCUGCUGCAGCUCGCAGCCGUAGCUCGCCCUGGGGGCUGACCUCACACCGCACCCCUUUUGCAUGCAGCGAGGCUUUUUCCUGCAUUCGACCGGCUUGUCAACCGAGCGACUUCCAUCAUGGCUGACAUCGACGACGAGCUCCUUGCCCUCGCGGGCGGUGACUCGGAGGAUGAGGGCUCCGUCCGCUCCAGCAGAAGGCCGUCGCCGUCGCCGCCGCCCAGGGACUCGGGCAAGUCCAAGAAGGCGAAACGCGCACCUAAAGACGAUGAGUCCGAGGAAGAGGGCGAAGCAAUUUCCAGAGCUUCAUCACCAAACUCUCUCGAAUCGGCACCAAUGGAUGAAUCGGACUCAGACGACGAGCAGCCCUCUCGUGCUCGCGCUGCCGCGGCGCCUCGCGGCGGCGACGAUGACAAGUACCCCGUCGAUGGCAUGUUCAUGAGCCAGACCGAAAAGGCGGAGAUUAUGGCUCUCCGUGAAGUCGAGCGAGAACAGAUCAUUGCGGACCGUAUCUCUGAGAUUGAGCGCCAGCGCCAGAACCGUUUACUUCGCCAGAUGGUCACCACCGCUGAGAACGAGGAGCGCAAGGCAGUCAAGAAGAAGAGGAGUGCCGACACUGCCGAGCUCGAGGAUGACGAUCGCAGAUCGUCCCGCCAGCGCACCGGCAAGCCAGCUGAGACGGCCAUGGACUCACUUCGCCGCGCCAGAGCCGAGAAGCAGAGGCGGAAGGAGGACCACGAGCGCCGAAAGGACUACUCGCCCAGGCGGGACUCGCGCGAGCCCGAGAGCGAUGACGACUUUGGACGGCGGCGGAGCCUUACGCCGGAGAAGGAACUCGACAAGGAGCUACCCCCGCCGGAGCUCAAGGACUACGAAAAGGUGCGAGUUGGCCGGAAUCAGUUCGCCCAGGUGUGCCAGACGCCUGGCUUCGAGGCUGCCAUCACGGGGUGCUACAUUCGGGUGGCGGUCGGCACACAUCCCGAGACGGGCAUAGAGCAGUAUCGAAUGGCGUUGAUUAAAGGCUUCACAACGAGUAGACCUUAUGCGAUUAUGAGUCCCAAUGGGGCUUUCGUCACUGACCAGUACGUGAAGGCGGCACAUGGCAAGUCCGUCAAGGAAUUUCCGUUCAUUGCCGCCUCGAACGGAAAGUUUGACGCGGCCGAGCUCAAUCGCUACCAAAUUACAUGCAACAACGAAGGCGUGACGUUACCCACACGGGAAUUCUUGUGGGACAAGGUUGAUGCCAUCAACGCUCUCCUGGCCCACAAGUGGACGAGCGAGGAAAUCAAAGCGCGACUAGCGAAGCGCAACGAGUUGAAACGACAAUUUGACCCCGCAGAACGUGAGCGUGUUGCUCGACUGCUCGAUGAGGCCGCCUCGAGAGGUGAUGAAGAGGAGGCGGACAGGCUGCAACAGGAGCUCGACAAGCUUGGCAACAAGCGCCUGGCGUUUAAGACGACGCUGGGGCCGUCGAAGCUGACGGACACGGCGGCGACUUCUACGGAGCAGGACUGGCUGGCGGAGCGAAACCGAGAGAACCGACGCAUGAACGCCGAGCUCGUCCGCAAGGCCCAACUUAAGGAGAAGGCCAAGGCGCGCGAGGUGGAGAGGGCCAUCAGCCGAGGCGAGGCAGUUCCCGACGACCCCUCUCGGCGGCUGCGGACAAAGGCCAAGUUCGUCCACGACGUCAACGACACACCCCAGAAGCCGUCGCAGAACGGUAGUGCCGCAAGCACGCCAGCCAAUGGGGGCACGCCCAAGGUGGCGCCUACGAAGCCGCAGAUGGCGUCGCACCUGGCCAAGCUGCAGGAGAAGAAGUACGAGGAGAGCAAGGGGCUCCCCAUGAUCCACAAGCCACUCAUGGACGACGACGUCAUUGGUGCGCUCGACCUGGAUAUCGAUGUUGAGAUCUGAGCACUCGCGGCUGGGUUUCAUGGGAAGUGAUAUCGGGCGUUUUGCUCUACGUAGCGGCUGUGCGGGGGCGCCCGGUGUGGCGUAGGCUCGCAUGGAUGGCGUUUUUUCUUUGGCUGCGAAGUUGGGCUGGGUUCAUCUAGGAAGGAAAAGGGAGAAAGCGAGGGGACGGCUCAAGCUGUUGCGCAGAGGCGAGGCGAGAAGCGAGGCGUGCGUGUGUGCAUUAGAAGAAAAGAGCUGCCCCGUCGGCAGUCGAGUCGAUACAUGACGACUCGAGUACAAAAACACAAAGGAC